Neogale vison (American mink) is the source of this 749-nucleotide messenger RNA. It is a transcript of the gene TNNI2, whose product is annotated as troponin I2, fast skeletal type. Gene Ontology annotation, biological process: muscle contraction. Bases 201 to 749 code for a protein of 182 amino acids. The transcript is spliced from 9 exons. NCBI's taxonomy places the organism in Eukaryota, Metazoa, Chordata, Mammalia, Carnivora, Mustelidae. The record is from RefSeq and is a predicted model, not a curated record. Gene Ontology annotation, cellular component: troponin complex.
ACUUCAACGAGGCCUUCACCUUCCUUGUGCCCUUCAGCCAGAUCCAGGAACAAGGGAGGCUUCUCGAUCUUGUCACCGAGCUCUAAAUAGAGCAACCCAACCUCGCCACCCCCCCCCACCAAGACUUCUUGGACUGGACGACAGCACGCGGCUGGGCCGGGCCAGGCGGCCUGGGCAGGCUCUAAGCACAGGACAUCAGGAUGGGGGAUGAGGAGAAACGCAACAGGGCCAUCACGGCCCGGAGACAGCACCUGAAGAGUGUCAUGCUCCAGAUUGCCGCCACGGAGCUGGAGAAGGAGGAGGGUCGCCGGGAGUCGGAGAAGCAGAACUACCUGUCCGAGCACUGCCCGCCCCUGCACCUCCCCAGCUCCAUGUCCGAAGUGCAGGAGCUCUGCAAACAGCUGCACGCCAAGAUCGACGCUGCGGAGGAGGAGAAGUAUGACAUGGAAGUGAGGGUCCAGAAGAGCACCAAGGAGCUGGAGGACAUGAACCAGAAGCUGUUCGACCUGAGAGGCAAGUUCAAGAGGCCUCCGCUGAGGAGGGUGCGCAUGUCGGCCGACGCCAUGCUCAAGGCGCUGCUGGGCUCCAAGCACAAGGUGUGCAUGGACCUCCGGGCCAACCUGAAGCAGGUCAAGAAGGAGGACACGGAGAAGGAGCGGGACCUGCGCGACGUGGGCGACUGGCGGAAGAACAUCGAGGAGAAGUCGGGCAUGGAGGGCCGCAAGAAGAUGUUCGAGACCGAGUCCUAG